Messenger RNA from Peromyscus californicus insignis, 1841 nucleotides. RefSeq names its product IDNK gluconokinase (gene Idnk). NCBI's taxonomy places the organism in Eukaryota, Metazoa, Chordata, Mammalia, Rodentia, Cricetidae. Gene Ontology annotation, cellular component: cytoplasm. Gene Ontology annotation, molecular function: gluconokinase activity. The transcript has 5 exons. The coding region runs from base 35 to 595 and encodes 186 amino acids. The record is from RefSeq and is a predicted model, not a curated record.
CGGAAGAGGGCGCUGAGGACCAAGGAACUGGGAGAUGGAGGCACCCCUGGUGUUGCUGGUGAUGGGCGUGAGCGGCUGCGGGAAAUCUACCGUGGGUGCACUGCUGGCCUCUAAGCUGGGAUGGAAAUUCUAUGAUGCCGAUGAUUACCACUCUGAAGAGAAUCGGAUGAAGAUGGGAAAAGGGGUACCUCUGAGCGACCAGGACAGGAUCCCAUGGCUCUGCAGCUUGCAUGACAUUUUACUAAGAGAUGUGGCCUCAGGACAGCAUGUUGUUCUAGCCUGUUCAGCACUGAAGAAAAUGUACAGAGACAUCUUGAUACAUGGAAGAAAUGAUGUGCCUUUGGAAAGUGAUGAGUCAGCAAAGGAAAAGCUGGCUGGCAAACAGCUCUUGGUGGUCUACCUCUGUGGGUCGUUUGAGAUCAUUUCCAGACGCUUGUUCCAACGAAAAGGACAUUUUAUGCCUCCUGAGUUACUGCAGUCUCAGUUCAGUAUUCUGGAGCCCCCAUCAGCUCCUGAAAACUUCAUCCAAGUCAACGUGGACCAAAGUCUCUCAGAGAUCGCUGAUGCCAUUAUGGAGGAGCUGCAAAUGAAGUAAUCACUUCACACCUGUGGUUUACAGCGCACUCUGGUUCCAAGCUCCUCACCAGUGUGUAUUCUAAAUGCCGAAUUGAGAACAAACCACAGUGCGUGGAGAUCGUUGUCUGACUGUAUUACAGGAGUCUGUGGUAUGCUUGGCAUCCUGCAGGUGUGCCAGGAGGGGAGGAUAUCAAAAGCUAAAGCUGAAACUUAAGUUUCAAUUCAUGUAUAAUGCAACCAGAUUGUCAGUGGAAAUUCUGUAAUCAAUGCUAGAAAUUACUACCAUUCAAAAGAACAAUGCUCAUGCUUGUGUUUGUACAAAUGAAUGAAAUAUGUUGUCCUGGAAAUCCGCUGGAAAUUGGUCUCAGCAAUAGAAACCAAAAAAAACCAGCCACCCACUGCAAGUCAUUUCACACCACACUGCCUUUCGUUUUUUGAAACAUGGUUUCUCUGUGGAACAGCUCUGGCUGUCCUGGAACUCACUCUGUAGACCAUCCUCAAGCUCAGAGAGAGCCGCCUGCCUCUGCCUCCCAAGUGCUGGGAUUAAAGGUGUGGGCCACCACUGCCCAGCUGCAGUGACUGUUUUUAAAUAUUUAGGUUAGCAUACAAAAUCUAGGCUUCAUUUUCUUUUGUUAUUACUGUUUAUAUCUUUCUUUAUUCUUGUGACUAUUUUUUAUUAAGAAUAUUUUUAUCCAUUUUACAUACGAACCACAGAUCCCCCUCUCAUCUCUCUUCCUACUCCCCGCCAGCCUUUCCCCUCAACCCAGCCCCGAUUACCUUCUCCGAAAAGGUAAGGCCUCCCAUGUGGAGUCAGCAAAGCCUGGUACAUUCAUUUGAGGCAGGUAUUAUGACUAUCAUUUUUUGGGGGGCGGUGGGGGUGGGGGGAGACAGAGACUCACUAUGUAGCCCUGGUUGGCCUUAAACUCACAGAGAUCCACCUGCUUCUGCCACCCCAGUGCUGGGAUUAAAGGUGUGCAUUGCCAUAACUGGCUUCGUCUUCACACAUACUUUGUUAUUAUACUUUGUUCUAAUUCAUUCCCCUCCCCUGUGUUGCCUGCUCCUCUCUGGCUGGUUCCCUUCCUUUCCCCAGGUGACCACCUUCCUGCAUUUAUGGUUUCUUAUCCUUUCUCAACAUCUCUUCCUGCGUGUUUGAGCGUGGACAUAAUAUAUAUAUAUAAAACUUGAAGUCCUGCUUGGGAGAAAAUAUGGGCCUUUUUACAACCACGUAAAACUCCAUUGUGUACAUACACCACAUUUUAACUUUU